This is a messenger RNA of Mesorhabditis spiculigera, 600 nucleotides long. Lineage: Eukaryota; Metazoa; Nematoda; Chromadorea; Rhabditida; Rhabditidae. The record is from the annotation of a GenBank genome assembly.
AUGUUGCUGGCUACAGAUCCGGUACGCAAGGAUCCGCUAGACAACUCGGACACCACGGAGCGCCUCCCCAACGACGCGAAGACGUUCUUCGAAUGGAAAACACGGUUUUACGAGGAUAUCAAGGAUAAGGAUCUGCCGGCCGAUCGCCUCAUCCCUCUCGAGUCGCAGGAUACAACACAUAACAACGAAUUUGGGUUGGUGCUCACUCUCCCCAAGAUGGCCCUCCACGACCCGAGCCUCCCACUCGAGCACCUCGCCGGCUCGUUGGGUUGGAAAUUGGCCGAUGGAUUCUACGAGACAUUCAAAAGUGUCAUCGGCGACUUCACUCUACCCGGCGAGCUGGACCCGGUGGCUCGUAUUGUUUAUCGUGCCUAUGUGAACGCGCGGAACGUGUCGCAGAGCCCCACGCUGCCCCUGCCAGGGCUAUAUGGGCACAACCUGGAUCAGCUUCUAUUUCUCAACGCCGUUCAGCCAUAUUGCGCUAGCUACAGUGAUGAGGGCAGGAAGAAAGCAGCCGAAAGAAAUACCCAGCUUUACGACGACUAUUUCAACAAGGCCUUGAAAUUCUUUGAGCCCUUCCAGACGGCCUACAAGUGCCAG